Messenger RNA from Colletotrichum phormii, 1509 nucleotides. Its product is annotated as sulfatase. Lineage: Eukaryota; Fungi; Ascomycota; Sordariomycetes; Glomerellales; Glomerellaceae. The record is from RefSeq and is a predicted model, not a curated record. Gene Ontology annotation, molecular function: iduronate-2-sulfatase activity. The coding region runs from base 1 to 1509 and encodes 502 amino acids. The transcript is spliced from 3 exons. Gene Ontology annotation, cellular component: cytoplasm.
AUGCCAGAUCAGCUUCGCUACGACUCACUCGGCUGCAAUGGAAACAAGACCGUAAAAACGCCCAACAUUGACAGCUUCGCAGCCGAAGGCACCCGCUUCACAAACUGCUUCGUCCAAGCCUCCGUCUGCACACAAUCCCGCUGCAGCAUGUUCACAGGAAACUACCCGCACGUCACAGGCCACCGCUCGCUCGAAAACCUCAUCAAGCCGUGGGAACCCAACCUCUUCCGGUCCCUCAAGGAGCGGGGGGGUUACCACGUCGCGUGCCUCGCGCCUAGGGGCGAUACCUUUGCGCCGACGGUGACGGAGCUGUCGCUCGACGAGUACGGGUUCCUCGAGACGCCCGAGUUCGUGCCGAGGUUUGCGGGUGGUGGGAGGGCGGAGCCGGACGAUAAAGAAGAUAUUUGGAAGAGGUUGUUUUAUAAGGGGUUGAGGAACAAUGAGGAGGCGAUGGAUUAUGAUGAUGCUGUUGUGAGGGGGGCGUUGAAGUGGUUGGAGUGUCCGCCGACGGAUACGCCUUGGGUGUUGUUUAUGCCGCUUAUUUUCCCGCAUUGUCCUUUUCAGGUAGAGGAGCCGUAUUUUUCGAUGUAUGAUCGUGGGGAGAUGGGUGUGCCUACGAGGCCGGAGGACAAGACCGGCUACGAGCCACGCUAUAUGCAGCUCAACCGCGAGCGGUACGGCACCCACCGCGCGACGCCCGAGAUCUGGGCCGAGGUGAUGGCGACGUACUACGGCAUGAUCUCCCGUCUCGACGACCAAUUCGGGCGCGUCGUGGAAAAGACAAAGGCACUGGGCCACUGGGACUCAACGGUGACGCUGUUUUUCACAGACCACGGGGAGUACCUCGGCGACCACGGCAUGAUUGAAAAGUGGCCUUCAGGCCUCUCGGACUCGCUGACCCACGAGCCGCUCCUCGUCGGCGGCUGCGGGCUGCCGCGGGGCGUGGUGUACGAUGAGAUGGCGGAGAUGGUGGACCUGGUCCCGACGGUACUGCAGUUCGCCGGAGUCGGUGAGCAUUUCCCCCACUGCGGUGUCUCGCUCGCGGACGUGUUAACCUACGCCGGAACGGACGCCGAGACGGGGGCCACGAAAGCCCACAAGGAGUUUGCGUUUACGGAAGGCGGGUUCCUGACGAGCGAGGAGCCGUUGUUGGAACAGGCGCCGUAUCCGUACGAUAUCAAGGCGGCGCUGCAGCACGAGGAUACGACGAUUGUGGGCAAGAGCGUGUCGUGCCGGGAUAAGAAGUGGACGUUUGUGUAUCGGCUGUACGAGCCGGCGGAGUUAUAUAAUCGGAAUGGGGAUCCCGGGGAGCUGCAUAAUUUGGCCGAGGUGGCGGAGUAUCAGGAGGUGAGGAGGCGGAUGGAAGGGGUUGUGUUAAGGUGGAUGGUGGCGAGUAGUGAUUUCUUGCCGUGGCAGAAGGAUCCGAGGUUUCCUGCUGUGGAGAUGGAGAGUGUUGCGGAUCAGUUUAGGAGACGGGGUGGGCACUUGGAGAAGGAUGUUAAGGGUUGA